UGCUUCUGUCAGUGUGUGAGGAUUCACUGAUCCGGACUGAGCGGAGGACUCGGGGGACUCGGAGGACUAACUGAGUCCAGGUUCACUGAAUCAGUGCUGCAGCCUGUGGAGCCUCUUCAUCCUCUGCACCAUCAUCAUCAUCACCACCAGCAGCAGCUGCGGCGUGUGAAGCUGCAGACACAGCAGGUCUGUCUGAGUGGAGGGAUGGCGCUCUCCUUCCUUCUCCUCUUCCUCUUCACCGUGCUGUUCUCCCUCAGCGUGUCAGCGUAUAAUACAUCAGCUGGUUGUGUGAUCAUCCGUCCUCCCAGAGAUGGAGGGAUCCGGUACAGAGGACUGACACAGGAGCAGAUCCGCAGGGUUCAGGUGCUCCCUGUAGAUUAUGAGAUCGAGUACAUCUGCAGAGGAAACAGGAUGAUCGUCGGGCCAAAGGUCAGGAAGUGUUUGCCCAACGGCACGUGGACCGACCUGAGCUUGCGCAGCAGAUGCUUGUUGUUGUGUCCUCGUGUGGGGACGUCUUUGGAGAACGGUCGGGUGUCUUCAUGGCCCCCGGGACCCCCCGUGGAGGAGACGGUGCUGCACUACAGCUGUCUGCCUGGUUUCAUCCUGAUGGGAAGAAACUCGUCUCAGUGCAACAAGAUGGGGAAGUGGGACACUCCCAAACCUGUGUGUCGCUAUGAUCGACACUACAAAGGUAAGAAGAAGCUCUACAUCGGAGCUCUGUUCCCCAUGAGCGGGGGCUGGCCGGGGGGACAGGCCUGCCUCCCCGCCGCUCAGAUGGCUCUGGACCUGGUGAACAAGAGGACGGACAUCCUGCCGGACUACGAGCUGGAGCUGAUCCACUACGACAGCAUGUGCGACCCGGGCGAGGCCACCAAGCUGCUGUAUGACCUCCUGUACACGGAGCCCAUCAAGAUGGUGUUGAUGCCGGGCUGCAGCUCCGUGUCCACGCUGGUCGCUGAAGCUGCUCGCAUGUGGAACCUCAUAGUGCUGUCGUAUGGCUCCAGCUCUCCGGCUCUGUCAAACCGUCAGCGUUUCCCGACCUUCUUCAGAACUCACCCGUCCGCCACGCUGCACAACCCGACACGAGUCCAACUCUUCCAGAAGUGGAAAUGGACAAAGAUCGCCACCAUUCAGCAGACCACGGAAGUCUUUACCUCGACUCUGGAUGAUCUGGAGGAGCGGGUGAAGGAGGCUGGGAUCGAGAUCAGCGUCCGUCAGAGUUUCCUCACAGACCCCGCUGUGGCUGUUAAAAACCUCAAGCGCCAAGACGCCAGAAUCAUCGUGGGUCUGUUCUACGAGACCGAGGCCCGCAAGGUGUUCUGUGAGGUGUACAAGGAUAAGCUCUACGGGAAGAAGUUUGUGUGGUUUCUGAUUGGCUGGUACGCUGAUAACUGGUUUAAGAUCAAAGACCCGUCCAUUAACUGCACGGUGGAGCAGAUGACGGAGGCGGUGGAGGGUCAUGUUACCACCGAGAUUGUCAUGCUCAACCCCGAGACGGUGCGAGGAGCCUCCAACCUGACCUCUCAGGAGUUUCUGGCCCGGCUGAUGUCUAAACUGGGGGGUAAGAACCCAGAGGAGACGGGGGGUUUCCAGGAGGCCCCUCUGGCCUAUGACGCUGUGUGGGCUCUGGCUCUGGCCCUCAACAAGACGGUGGGACCCUUGAGGGCCAAGGGCCACCGGCUGGAAGAUUUCAACUACAACAACCGAGGAAUCACAGCCGAGAUCUACAGAGCGCUCAACACCAGCUCCUUCGAGGGCGUGUCGGGUCAUGUUGUGUUCGACGCCCAGGGUUCUCGGAUGGCCUGGACUCUGAUCGAACAGCUUCAAGGGGGGAGCUAUAAGAAGAUCGGGUACUACGACAGCACCAAAGGAAACCUGUCCUGGUACGGAAACGACAAGUGGAUCGGCUCCGGCCCUCCUGCAGACCAGACGGUGGUGAUCGAGGAGUUUCGAUAUCUGUCUCAGAAAAUUUUUGUGACGAUGUCGGUGUUCGCUGGCUUUGGGAUCGUGUUAGGAAUCAUCUGCCUCACCUUCAACAUCUACAACAGCAACGUCAGGUACAUUCAGAACUCUCAGCCGUACCUGAACAACAUGACAGCGGUGGGCUGUAUGAUGGCGUUGGCUGCUGUGUUUCCUCUGGGCAUCGACGGCCUGCACGUCCACAGGACUCACUUCCCCGUCGUCUGCCAGUUCCGUCUCUGGCUGCUCGGUCUGGGCUUCAGUCUGGCAUACGGCAGCAUGUUCACAAAGAUCUGGUGGGUCCACACGGUCUUCACCAAGAAGGAGGACAAGAAGGACAAGAGGAAGCAGCACCUGGAGCCGUGGAAGCUUUACGCCACGGUGGGAGUCCUGCUGGGGAUCGACGUCCUGUCUCUGAUGAUCUGGCAGAUCGUGGAUCCUCUGCACAUCACCGUGGAGAAGUUCACCAGAGAGGCCCCUAAAGGAGACCUGGAUGUUCUGAUUCAGCCUCUGCUCGAGCACUGCAGCUCUCAGAAGAUGAACACCUGGCUGGGUGUGGUUUACGGUUACAAAGGUUUGCUGCUGCUGCUCGGCAUCUUCCUCGCCUACGAGACCAAAUCUGUCUCCACCGAGAAGAUCAACGACCACCGAGCCGUGGGCAUGGCCAUCUACAACGUCGCUGUCCUGUGUAUGAUCACGGCUCCGGUCACCAUGAUCCUCUCCUCUCAGCAGGACGCCUCCUUCGCCUUCGCCUCCCUCGCCAUCGUCUUCUCCGUCUACAUCACGCUGGUGGUGCUGUUCGUCCCCAAGAUGAGGCGUCUGAUCACGCGGGGGGAGUGGCAGUCCGACGCUCAGGAGACGAUGAAGACCGGCUCGUCCACCAACAACAACGAUGAAGAAAAGUCGAGACAGCUGGAGCGAGAGAACAAGGAGCUGCAGAAGAUCAUCCAGGAGAAAGAGGAGCGAGUGUCAGAGCUGAGGAACCAGCUGUCGGAGCGUCAGGCCCUGAGGUCCAGGAGAAGAGCGUCCACCGUGUCCAAUCAGAACCACAGCUCUCCGCCCCUCACCGUCCCCUGCAGUGACCCCCGCUCCCUGGCCCCGCCUCCAGGAUACCCCGUCCCCACCCUCGAACCCCACCCUGUCUCCGUGUCCUUCGCCAACUCGUCCAGCCUCUACCAGCCCGACAGCAAGAUCAGCCGGAACAACUGUCACACGAGCCGACUGCAGCUGCUCUACAAGUGAGGAGGACGACGACGACGAGGAGGAGGAGGAAGGAGAAGGAGGAGGCGAGGAGGACACUGCAGACAUGGGCGCAGUAUUCAGGACUAGAUGCAGGUGGAGAGAGUGGAGAACAAACAUGGAGGAUAAAUCGUUCUCUGUCGUAGACUCGUGCACUCGCUCUCUGGAUCAGCAUGAAUCAGUCCAUGCUCUGAGACUAAAAAAAACGUGUACAUAUAUCUCGUUAAAAAGACCGCGAUGUCAUUCAGAAACCUUUUAUACCAUCUGUGAUCAGCAGUGAGUUAACGUGUGCCAUGUAGAGUCUGAGCCCUGUUAGCUACGGAUGCUAACCUGUCCGUUUUUUUUACUCUACCGCUGCUCUCGUCUACGUAGAUUUAACCUUGAAACUAGUUGUGUGAAACCCUUUCUUUCCCUUUGGUGAUAAAAUAAAUCAGAGCAGAUAUA
This is a messenger RNA of Labrus mixtus (cuckoo wrasse), 3642 nucleotides long. RefSeq names its product gamma-aminobutyric acid (GABA) B receptor, 1b (gene gabbr1b). The coding region runs from base 205 to 3201 and encodes 998 amino acids. The transcript has 24 exons. Gene Ontology annotation, biological process: gamma-aminobutyric acid signaling pathway; G protein-coupled receptor signaling pathway. The record is from RefSeq and is a predicted model, not a curated record. Gene Ontology annotation, cellular component: membrane; G protein-coupled receptor heterodimeric complex. Gene Ontology annotation, molecular function: G protein-coupled GABA receptor activity. NCBI's taxonomy places the organism in Eukaryota, Metazoa, Chordata, Actinopteri, Labriformes, Labridae.